Messenger RNA from Emericellopsis atlantica, 1295 nucleotides. RefSeq names its product PPPDE putative peptidase domain-containing protein. The record is from RefSeq and is a predicted model, not a curated record. Gene Ontology annotation, biological process: protein deubiquitination. The transcript has 2 exons. Bases 438 to 1169 code for a protein of 243 amino acids. Lineage: Eukaryota; Fungi; Ascomycota; Sordariomycetes; Hypocreales; Bionectriaceae. Gene Ontology annotation, molecular function: deubiquitinase activity.
CAGGGUAUUGUGUUGAUUGGGCCCUCCGCAAUUCUAAUGGGGCAAAAGCUCGCACCAGCCUAUUCGACCUUUCUGAGAUAUUACGGUAUCCCCACGCUUUCCGCUGUGCACAGUGCACCUGCUGCAUGCGAGCUCGUUAGCGCGGUCACUCCCACGCAGCCACGCUUGGCCGAGAACGGGUCCAAUUGACGAACGGCCGCUGCGACGUCCACUGUCUGGUCGCGAAGACACGACAUGACCACACCAGACGAGAAGACGUUGCUCUCCGCGCAUCAUCUGGAAUCUUUGCCGGCACCAUAGAUAGUGCUUCAACUCAGUAUCAGCCUGCACAUUUCUUCCGCGCAUCGAUUCCUCCUCUGGCCUCUUCCAACCCCGCCACUCGACCGAAUACUGCAAACCGACCUGAGACAAAGACUAGGACGCAGAGACACAGCACCAUGCCCAGGCAGUCGCGCUCAGGCAGCUCUCGUCAAUCAGCCAACCGGCACCGAUCUACGCUGUCUCUGCAGAAGACCGAAAUUAUAAUCAAUGUGUACGAUUUGCUUCCGGCUGGCCGUCUGUCGUCCGUGCUUUGGACUGUCGGGGCAUCCCUCCUUCACUCGGGCGUCGUGAUCAAUGGCAAAGAGUAUGCCUUUGGUGGCCAUGAUCAUCCUGGCGUCACAGGCGUGUAUUGGACGAAACCAAAAACAGAGCCACCGGGCGGAACAUUCAAGUGCGAGCUGCUUCACGGCUUCACCUUGGCGUCGGACGAGGAAAUCGAGGCAGCGAUCCGAACUGCGUCGGAAGAAUUCCAAGGCACCUCCUACAACUUGCUCACGAAGAACUGCAACCACUUCACGUCUUAUCUUGUCAACAAGCUCACAGGAACACCCGGGCCCGGAUGGUUGAACCGCGCAGCAUCUAUCGGCGUAGCGUUCCCCUGCGUGGUCCCCAGAGAGUGGAUAGAUCCACCCGAGUAUGAUACGGCUGACGGGGAACUACUCAGAGAUGAAGACGAGAGUAGUAGGAUGCUCAGAAACUCUGAUGAAAUGCCCCAGCUGGUCAGAAAUAGCGGGCAGCAGGGAGACGAUCGGUGGGAAAGUGACGAAGAAGCAGCAGGCGGCAGAAGAAUCUCAAGGGACACGUCUGGGAGGAUGCUGCCGGCGUCUGAACGAGCUCCUGCAAGAUAAGUACCAAUAUGGGAUUCGGCAUUGUGUGAUGUUGAGGGCGUUUUUUUUUUUCCUUUUUUGGAGGGGACUUGCGAGUCAAGCGUUUCCGCAGGCGUUGGGACCAUAGCGAUUUUCUCCCACGGGAGG